AUCAAAUUUACAGAAUCUUUACAUUACAUUGUUCGUAAUAAUUAUCUUUUAUAUAUAUCCUUUACAUGCAUUAGAAGAAGUGAAAACAUUUUCUUAUGAAGAAAAGAAUUUUGGGCCAAAAGAAAUACCUCAUGUGUUACGUAUAAGUUCAUAUGAUGAUGGUACGGUAGUAGCAAGAAUAGUUAAAACUAAUGUGGAUAAAUCUACAUCAAUUAAACAUUGUAAUCAUGAAAUAUUUUCUUUAAGAUUUAUUUAUCCUAAUGGAACAGUUAUCGAAAAAGAUAUUGAUUUAGAAGGUGUUGAAAAGUUCAAUUAUUGUGCUAUUUAUAAUACUGGUUUUGACGAUCUUUUAGAAUAUGAUUUAAUAAGACCGAAUCAAAUUUUAAUCCGUUAUUUUAAUACGACAAAUUUUAAUGAUGUUAGCACAUAUGAAGGAUGGGGAAUGAUAAUUGAUUUUGAUGGAAAAUUAUAUGACAGAACAUCUAUGGGAUUUUGGGGCAUUCGUAAGGAGUAUAAUAAACUUCAAACAACACUUAAGAAAUUAGUAUUUAAUAUUAAUAAAGAGAAAGGAUUUAUAGUAUGUUAUAAUGGUCCUGAUCCCGAAAGUACAAAUGUUACAUGGCAACAAUAUAAAAUUGAAUUUGAUGGAAAAUUUAAUAAGUUAACUCAUGGAACAAUUAAAUUAACCACUGGUAUAAGUGAUGAAACUUAUACGUUGAUUCCAACAGUUGAUGAAGGUUACUCUUUUGUAUAUAAAGUGAUAACAAAUGAUUUGUCAAGAGGUCAAUUAUACGCUACAUUUAUAAGUUAUAAUCAAAAAGGUUCAGCAAAUUUUAUAUUGUAUCAAUCAAAUUUAGCAGAUAUAGAACCUGUACCAAUAUCUUGUAAUAUUGAAUAUGAUGGAGUUGGCCAUACUUGUUCCGUAUCAGGACGUGAAGUAACUCGUAUUACUACUUCUAAUAUUACACAUAACAAGAUUAGAUUUUUAUCAUCCGGAUCAAUUGUUUCAUUUAAUGUUACAAACCUCAUGCCUCCUAAUAAUACUGGUUUAACUUCAACUUGGAUAUUUGAGAGUUUAUUGUUUGGUGGUUAUUUAAUAACGAAACGUGAUGGGGUAAUUGAUGGAAUGUAUUUUUGUGUUUAUCCUGAAAGCGGCAAUAUAACUUGUCCUUCGGGAUUAGAACAACCUGUAAAGAUAAAUUCAAACUAUGCAUAUACAGUAUUACCAAAUAAUACUCUUUUGAUCGCUCAAAUAGAAUAUAAUAAUACUUGGAGAUUACAUGUAAUAGAUUUACCUAAACAAACAGAAAGAGGUAAUGGUUAUUUUAACACAAAUAUAAAAUCAACAUACCCCGAAAUUCAUUCCUCAAUAAAUUCGGAUAUUACAAAUAUUUCAAUUGAUUUUUAUAAACCAGUAACAUUAUCAUCGGAUGUAGAUGGUAAAAUAUUAAUAUAUCAAAAGAUAGGACAAAAGAUUAUUUUACGACAAAAAACUUUUGCAACACAAUGUAAAUUAGAUAAUGAUGAUACAAGAGUCAUUAUAGAUAUACUUAAUAGUACUUUUAGUAAAUCAGGAGGAAUUUAUUUUGUCAAAAUUGAGAAUAAUUUUGUUAAAGAUAGAAAUUAUAGGGAACCUUUAUUAGGUGUAAAAGAAAAUGUUUGGAGUUUUACAAUUGAAGAUAAAAAAAUGACAUAUACAUUCACUAGUUCAACAACUGGUUUAUUUCGAUUAACUGAAAAAGGAACAGAAUAUUGUGAAGGUUUAUCAGAUGAUAAACAAAAUAAGUUUUUUGAUGAGUUAUUGGAUGAAUUAGCUGAUGCAGUUCAAAUAUUACGAAAUCGUCUUAGUAAAUAUAAAAAUUAUCAAAUUGAUCCCAAUUCGAAUAAAUCGAAACAAAAGAAAUUUUUGAUUUCUAUAAAAAUUGAAGAAACCAAGAAUGAAUAUGAAAAAGAUGUUGAUACUGUAAUAAAGGAUAUCAGUUAUAUGAUGUCAAAUAAUAAUCAAACUCCUAUUGGAAAUUAUCAACUUGCUUAUUUAGACUCUAAUUAUGGUUUUAACCCUGCUCCGGAUUAUUGGCAAGAAUAUAAAUUCAAAUUAUUAGGCAUACUUUUAAUCUUGAUAGCAUUAAUCGUCCUUUUCAUUCUUGCUAGUAUAAGAGAAAAAAAGGGUCAAAAUAUUGCUAUCUUUAAAUUCGCCUUAUUUAUUUUUGAUUUUAUUGCGGAUAUUCUUUUUCUAACAAAUAAUGCUGAUGAUGUGCGUGAAUUAUAUAUUCCAAGUAUAAUAUUCUUUACAAUUCCUAUAGUAUUCAAUACAAUAUUUGCAUUUUUAAUAAUAAUAAAAGAAAAUAAGAAAUCAGAAUUUUCUCACUGGUUUAUGGAAAAUAGUAAAUUUGCAAGCAUAUUUACAAUAUUGGCAGGAGUUGAUGUUGAAAUAUUAGGUAUUUUGGAGUCAAAUAUAGCUGGGUUUAAAGUUUUUCAAGCUCCACUUUCUGAUUCUGUUAGAAAAAAAAUAUUUUGGGGUGCUUUUUCAAACCUUUUUAUUGAAGAUAUUCCUCAAUUAAUUAUUCAGGUAUUAUAAAUUUGAUUUAUAAGAUUUCCGUUAUAAUAUCUUAUAGAAUUCCAAUUUGAAGUUUUGCAUCAUCAUCAAUAAAUCUUAUAAUUAAUAUCGUAGGACGCUUAUAUCAAGCUAUAAUAUAUGUUCGGAAGAGAAGAUUACAACCUCUAUCCAUUAUUGAACGUGAUGAUGAGUUGAUAAAAGAUACAAAAUAAAAUGUUACGUUAAUAUCUUAACGUAUUGAAUAGAGAAAAUAAUAAUUCCUGGAAAUAUAGUAUUAUUAUUAGUCACGUGAGAUAUGCUAAACGCGAAUAAAUUUAGAAUUAAAAUUUUCAAAUCAACUUCAUUGAAUAUCAAAAACAAAU
Molecule: messenger RNA, 2919 nt
Organism: Rhizophagus irregularis DAOM 181602=DAOM 197198
Lineage: Eukaryota; Fungi; Glomeromycota; Glomeromycetes; Glomerales; Glomeraceae
Source: RefSeq, a predicted model, not a curated record